AUGGUAGAUGUGCCAAAAGAUUUGAUUGACGAAAUUAAGAAGCUCGAGGAGCACUUUACUGUCGAUACCGCAAAGCUGAAGGAGAUCACCGAACACUUCAUCAAUGAGCUUACUAAAGGUCUCUCUGUUGAGGGUGGAAGCAUUCCCAUGAACCCUACCUGGUGUAUGGCUAUGCCAACCGGUGAAGAACAAGGAACUUUCUUGGCUCUAGACAUGGGUGGAACCAACCUUCGUGUUUGUGAAAUUAUCUUGACCGACCAAAAGUCAGAGUUUGACAUCAUCCAAUCUAAAUACCGAAUGCCAGAAGAACUCAAGACUGGUGAUGCUGAUGAGCUCUGGGAGUAUGUUGCUGAUUGUUUGCAACAAUUCGUCGAAGCACAUCACCCCGGGGAGAAUCUCGACAAGAUGCAUCUUGGUUUCACUUUCUCCUACCCAGCCACCCAAGAUUACAUCGAUCACGGGGUUCUUCAACGCUGGACUAAAGGAUUCGAUAUUUCUGGUGUUGAGGGAGAGAACGUUGUUCCUAUGUUUGAAGCUGCCAUUGCGAGAAGAGGGGUACCAAUCAAACUUACUGCUCUGAUCAACGACACCACUGGAACUCUGAUCGCUUCUGCGUACACCGACACAAAGAUGAAGAUCGGGUGUAUCUUCGGGACUGGUUGCAAUGCCGCUUACUUUGAGAACACUGGGUCGAUUCCAAAGUUGGCACACAUGAAGCUGCCACCAGAUACUCCAAUGGCCAUCAACUGCGAAUGGGGUGCUUUUGACAAUGAGCACAAAGUGUUGCCAAGAACUCCCUACGAUAUCAUUAUUGACAAAGACUCUCCUCGUCCUGGUCAACAAGCAUUCGAGAAGAUGAUUGCUGGUCUGUAUCUCGGUGAACUUUUCCGUCUCGUCUUGGUCAAUCUUCACGACAACGAGGGUGUCCACAUCUUUGAGGGGCAAAAUAUCGACAAGCUACGAAAGGCAUACACACUUGAUUCUUCUUUCCUUUCCUUGGUCGAAGAGGAUCCCUUUGAAAAUCUGUCAGAGACAGCUGAUCUCUUCCAAAACAAACUCAGCAUCUCACCAAACCGUUCUGAGCUUGAACUUAUCCGGCGUCUUGCAGAACUAAUCGGUACUCGGGCUGCUCGUCUCUCCGCCUGUGGUGUCGCAGCUAUCGCCAAGAAGAAGGGUUACGAAUCUUGCCAUGUUGGUGCUGACGGAUCCGUCUUCAACAAGUACCCUCACUUCAAGCAGCGAGGUGCUCAGGCUCUUCGUGAAAUCCUCGACUGGCCAGAGAAGAAGAACCAGAAAGAGGAAGAUCCUAUCGAGAUCUUGGCUGCCGAAGAUGGUUCUGGUGUAGGUGCUGCACUUAUUGCUGCUUUGACCCUUCAACGUGUUAAGGAUGGCAACAUGGCUGGUAUUCUCCACCCAGAGAACUUCAAAUGA
Glarea lozoyensis ATCC 20868 is the source of this 1431-nucleotide messenger RNA. RefSeq names its product Actin-like ATPase. Gene Ontology annotation, biological process: glycolytic process; glucose 6-phosphate metabolic process; intracellular glucose homeostasis. Bases 1 to 1431 code for a protein of 476 amino acids. Lineage: Eukaryota; Fungi; Ascomycota; Leotiomycetes; Helotiales; Helotiaceae. The record is from RefSeq and is a predicted model, not a curated record. Gene Ontology annotation, molecular function: ATP binding; D-glucose binding; glucokinase activity. Gene Ontology annotation, cellular component: cytosol; mitochondrion. The transcript has 5 exons.